AUGGUUGGGCUUGCUUCAGCAGCAGGUCUGGUUGGCUUUCUCUCCGAGCCUGACCCAGAGCUGAGAGUGUUCGCUUUGAAGACGUUAGAUUCUCAGAUCGACCUGCUCUGGACAGAGGUCGUCGAUUCCAUUCCGCAAAUAGAGGCGCUCUACGAAGAUGAAACCUUCGCCGAGCGCGGCCUCGCCGCUCUAGUCGCCGCCAAGGUCUACUACCACCUUCAAGAAUACAACGAGAGUAUGGUGUUUGCUCUAGGUGCUGGCAAGCUUUUCAACCUAGACAACGGCGGUGAAUUCGAGGAGACUAUCAUUGCCAAAUGCGUCGAUACAUUCAUUACGCUAUCCGCCUCCCAACGGCCUGUUGGCGGCGAUCAACCCGCCAACCUGAACACCGCGUUCCCCAUCACCGUUGAAGGCGCCACCAGCACCUCUGCCAGCCUCACGUCGCCGAUCACUCCAUUCUCACAAUCUGCCCUGCCAUCAAAGUCAUUACUAUCCAGGCAGGAAGGACCUGGAGCGGACGGCGCUAUCCCCGAAGAUACUGGCGUCAAGGAUGUCGAAAUUCCUCUUGUUCUCAAGCGAGGAGUUCAAGGCCAGUUGCAAUCCGUCAUUGAGCGUUUGUUUGAGCAGUGUUUUGUCCAGAAGCGCUAUCGCCAAGUCAUUGGUAUCGCAAUUGAAGCCAAGAACCUGGAUGUGCUUCGCCGGGCUAUCAUUCGCGCUAGCGCGGACGAGAACAAGCAGAAUGGCGAGUCCCGCCGAAGCGAGGAGUUGAUGGAAUACGUGCUGGACAUUUGCAUGGGCAUCGUUCAAGAGCGAGGUUUCCGCAAUGAGAUUCUGAAACUCAUUCUCGAUCUGCUUAACGAAAUCCCCGCCCCCGAUUACUUCUCAAUUGCCAAGUGUGUCGUAUACCUUAAUGAACACUCCAUGGCUUCCGUUAUCCUUCGCCAGUUGGUAGAAAAGGGCGAUGCACGUUCGCUGGCUGUUGCCUAUCAGAUUUCUUUCGAUCUCUACGACAACAGUACCCAGGAGUUCCUCCAGAAAGUUCAUCAGGAGAUUGCUGAACUUGUUCCGGAACAGAAGGAAGAUUUGCCAGCGAAAGAUGACCAGGAGGAGCCAAAGGAGACCGAUACGUUGCUGGAGGGCCAAUCUUCAUCUAUUGGCGGCAAUGACGAAUCUAAACUGACGCCUGAGGCGCGGACGGCAUUCAAGAAUAUCCUGGAUAUCCUUGAUGGCCUGAAGACAAUUCAGCUGAACAUGGAAUUCCUGCACCGAAAUAACAGGGUGGAUAUAGCCGUCCUUAACAAGGUUCGGGACAGUUUGGAGCCUCGCAACUCAAUCUUCCACACUGCAGUAACCAUCUCAAAUGCUUUCAUGCAUGCCGGAACAGCGCAUGAUAAGUUCUUCCGCGACAAUCUAGAGUGGCUUGGCAAAGCAGUCAACUGGUCCAAGUUUACUGCUACGGCUGCACUAGGUGUCAUUCACCGUGGCAAUUUGAGCCAGGGACAGAAACUUCUACAACCAUAUCUUCCCAAGGACAACAUUGCAGGUGUUAGCGGUGCUGGGUCUGUUUACAGCGGGGGUGGUUCUCUGUACGCGCUCGGUUUGAUUUAUGCCAACCACGGCGGAAUGGCUAUCGACUAUAUACGUGACCAGUUCAAGAAGGCGACCGAAGAGGUUGUUCAACACGGUGGUGCCUUGGGUCUUGGCGUUGCAGGCAUGGCCACUGGGGAUGAGGGUAUCUACGAAGAUCUCCGGAAUGUUCUUUACACAGACUCUGCUCUCAACGGUGAAGCCGUCGGUCUUGCCAUGGGUUUAGUCAUGCUUGGUACUGGCAACAUGAAGGUGCUCGAAGACAUGAUUCAGUAUGCUCAUGAUACACAACACGAGAAGAUCGUUCGUGGUCUUGCCAUGGGCAUGGCUCUGAUCAUGUAUGGUCGUCAGGAAGCCGCAGAUGAGCUAAUCAACGGUCUUUUGGGUGACCCCGAUCCAACUCUACGCUAUGGUGGUAUUAUGACCAUUGCUCUCGCCUACUGUGGUACCAGCAGCAACAAGGCCGUUCGCAAGCUUCUCCACGUGGCUGUUAGCGAUGUCAACGAUGACGUCCGCCGAAUUGCUGUUCUGAGCUUGGGUUUCAUCCUCUUCAGAAAGCAUCAGAGCGUACCCCGGAUGGUGGAGUUGCUCUCUGAAUCCUACAAUCCUCACGUUCGAUAUGGUGCGGCAAUGGCUCUUGGUAUCUCAUGCGCAGGUACUGGCCUUGACGAAGCCAUUGAUCUCCUUGAGCCGAUGCUCAAGGACUCUACCGACUUCGUACGCCAGGGAGCCCUGAUUGCUUUGGCCAUGGUUUUGGUGCAGCAGAACGAGGCUAUGAACCCUCGCGUCAGCACACUACGCAAGACCAUGCUAAAGAUGGUUGGUGACAGGCACGAGGAUGCAAUGGCCAAGUUUGGCUGUGCUGUCGCUCUUGGUAUAAUUGACGCCGGCGGUCGCAAUUGUACCAUCAGCCUGCAAACUCAGACAGGCAACCUCAACAUGCCUGGUAUCGUGGGUGCUGCAGUAUUCACUCAGUACUGGUACUGGUUCCCUCUUACCCAUUUUCUUUCGCUGAGCUUCGCCCCUACCUCGGUCAUCGGUGUUGACCAGAAACUCGAAGUCCCAUACUUCAAGUUUCACAGCAACACCAGACCUAGUCUCUUUGACUACCCUCCUGAGCAACAAGUCAAAGCCGAGGAAGCGCCGGAGAAGGUGAAGACUGCGGUUCUCUCAACCACUGCACAGGCCAAACGACGAGCACAGCGCCGUGAGAAGCAGGCAAGACGAGGAAGCAUGGAGAUCGACCAAACCCCUACCACUCCUAAGGUUUCGGAUCAAAUCCCAGACAAGAUGGAGACUGAUGAAGGAGCGACUAAGGGCGAGGAAGGGGCAAGGGAAGGCGAGAAGGAGGCCGUUGAGGGUCAGAAGAAGAAGGUUGAGCGCGAGAAGGUUGGCUAUGAGCUAGACAACAUGUCAAGAGUUCUUCCGGCUCAGUUAAAGUACCUCACAUUCCCGGACCCACGGUACGAGCCGGUUAAACGACCCACCGGCGGUGUUGUUGUCGUGCUCGACAACAAGCCAGAAGAACCCCGCGAGACUAUCGAGCUCAAGGCCAGCAAGGAAACACGGCAACCUGUUGCCCCCCCAGAAAACCUGCAGGAGCGCAUACAAGCAGCUAUCAGCGGUGCUGGUCUACAGACACCCCCUCGUUCUACCGGUUUCGCCGAGUCCACCGCAACGUCGGGGGCUACUGCUGCGGCAGGAGUACUGACCGCAGUAGAUGAGGAUGAGGAUGGAGAAGAAGCGCCUGUUCCCGAAGAGUUCGAGUACCACAGUGAUGAAGAGGGCGACUACUGA
This is a messenger RNA of Aspergillus calidoustus, 3384 nucleotides long. The record is from the annotation of a GenBank genome assembly. Lineage: Eukaryota; Fungi; Ascomycota; Eurotiomycetes; Eurotiales; Aspergillaceae.